GACGGCACUGAAUCUGUACCACAAGAACCUACCGAAUAUUGAGACCCUCCAUCAAAUGAAGUUCCUGCACACAACUGUGUCUCGGAGAGGUCUGGAGUGUCUCGGAGAGGUCUGGAGGAAUUUUUUGAUGAUCCAGGAAACUGGGGGGAAAAAAGUGUAAAGUCUGGGGAUUCAUGGAAUAUAAAGCAGCUAAGGGGCAAGAGUAGUGAAGACUUGCACAAACUUUGGUAUGUCCUGCUGAAAGAAAAGAACAUGCUUUUAACUUUAGAGCAAGAGUCCAAACGGCAGCGCAAGCCUAUGCCAAGUCCAGAACGAUUAGAAAAGGUAGAAACGUCUAUGAAAAAUAUAGACCUGGUUGUCAGAGAAAGAGAAAUUGCUUUGAGGCUUUUACAAACAGGCCAUGAAAAGCCAGUCCCUGGCGAGUGGAGACACGACUUCUUGGGACGCACAUUCUGGUAUAGUUACAAGGAAUGGCCAAUACCAUGGCACUUGAACAAAAAACACAAAAAGAAGAGAUUUUAUUACUUACCUCAUGUGAAUCACUUCAUCAGACUCAGACUUGAAAAAGCCUUACGGAAAAGGGCAAGGCAGCAGAACAUGGAGAGGACGAGACGGAAGAUCUUGGAAAAGAAGUUCCCUGACAUUGCUGUGAAAUCCCAGAGCCAGUGACAUGCUGCAAGAGCAAGGAGUUGGUCAAGUGUCUGUGGAACAUGAAUCAUGUGCUGGAACCACAAACUCCACUGAGCAUUCCAGAGAGUCUCCAUCGUUUUUUGUUUUUAAUACCACAUUUGACUUUAAUUAAAACUUGUGAUCUGAAAUUAAAAAACA
Cyanistes caeruleus (blue tit) is the source of this 828-nucleotide messenger RNA. The record is from RefSeq and is a predicted model, not a curated record. Lineage: Eukaryota; Metazoa; Chordata; Aves; Passeriformes; Paridae.